Musa acuminata subsp. malaccensis (wild Malaysian banana) is the source of this 887-nucleotide messenger RNA. RefSeq names its product chitinase 10. NCBI's taxonomy places the organism in Eukaryota, Viridiplantae, Streptophyta, Magnoliopsida, Zingiberales, Musaceae. Gene Ontology annotation, molecular function: chitinase activity. Gene Ontology annotation, biological process: carbohydrate metabolic process; chitin catabolic process; cell wall macromolecule catabolic process. The record is from RefSeq and is a predicted model, not a curated record.
CCUCCCAAACCAUGGCUUCUCUUCGUUCCCGCAACUCGUGGCCUCUCGCGCUGCCUUCCUUCUUCUACCUACUCGCGUCUUCCUUGCUCUCUUGUACUGCUCAGUCCGCGGAGGCCGGCUGCGGCCCUUACGGCCACGGCGUCUCGUCGAUCGUCUCCGAGGAGCUCUACCACUCCAUCUUCCUACACAAGGACGACAGUGCAUGCCCGGCCAACGGAUUCUACACCUACGCCUCCUUCGUCCGCGCUGCAAGCAGUUUCCCCAGGUUCGGAAGGACCGGCGACUUGGACACCCGCAAGAGAGAGGUUGCUGCUUUCCUUGCUCAGAUCUCCCAUGAGACCACCGGAGGAUGGGCUACAGCGCCGGACGGACCUUAUGCAUGGGGGUUGUGCUUCAAGGAGGAGAUAAACCCACAGAGCAACUACUGUGACUCCACCAACAAGAAGUGGCCAUGCUACCCUGGCAAGUCCUACCAUGGCAGAGGUCCCAUCCAGCUCUCUUGGAAUUAUAAUUAUGGGCCGGCAGGGAAGGCUCUGGGCUUUGAUGGGCUGAAGAAUCCGGAAACAGUGGCCAACAAUUCGGAGAUAGCGUUCAAGACGGCCAUUUGGUUUUGGAUGACGGAGCAGAAACCCAAGCCAUCGUGCCAUGACGUCAUGGUCGGCCGGUAUAGGCCGACGGCGGCCGACGUCCAAGCCAAUCGCACCAUCGGAUUUGGGCUCGUUACCAACAUCAUCAACGGGGGGCUCGAGUGUGGGGUGCCAGGCGAUAGUCGAGUCGCCGAUCGAAUUGGGUUCUACAAGAGAUACGCCCAAUUGUUCGAUGUCGCCGUUGGCCCCAACCUUGACUGUGCUUAUCAAAAGCCCUUUUAACUUAGUCGAUGAUCUCAA